UGAUUGGCUGCCGGGAUCAGGGUGACACAGACGCAUGCGCGGGAGGUUUUUCUAAAAACGGUUUGCAACAAAAAAUCAAAGACCAGCAAUAGUGGAGAGAUAACUAAAAAAAUAAAAAUGCACCCCGUUGGUAGGACUGUUUUUUGAAAAAUUAGCAUUGUAGUGUCGCCAAUCGUCCACAUCGAAACUUCCCUACUGCAAAAUCCCGCAGCCUGCUAUAACCUUGGCGCCAUAUAGCAAUGUCUAGUAAAAUCAUCCUGUAUAAAAAAAGUAUUGUCAACGUAGUGCUUGUUGUGUUUUGAUUCGAGGAGUGCAAGUAAAUAGCAGUGCAAAUUGUAGUGUAAAUUAUGAUAAAUUCAGUGCAACAUUGUAAAAAGCCUUCUGUGACAAGGUCCAUGGAAUAUAAUUGGUGUUAUUGGAUUUAAUAAGAAACGAAAAAUUUCGAAUGUCUUGCCAAUGUAUUUGCAUCUCUCUGAUCUUGCAGUUAGACAUGACGUUUUUUGGAAAGAUAGAAACGAUUGUCGCAAGAGUCGCAAGAUUAUGGCCAGCGGCGACAAGAAGAGUCCACAACUGAGCAAAAUCAAAGUCAAGGUCGGAAAUAGUACGGUGACAGCCAGUGAUUCGGACGCUAGCGUGGAAACUAAUAGUUUGAGUGCGGAUAGUACGACGGAACAGAAUAAUGUCACGCAAACUGAAAAGCGACGAAAGAAAGCCAGGAGGGGGUCGGAAUGGGAAAUUAUGGAAGGGUUGAAAGAUGGGCAAAGGUUUGAAAGUAAGCCGAACCCGUUUAGUGGAUUUUUGCAUAAGAAGAGGAAGUGGCCUUUGAAGGGGUGGCAUAAGCGUUAUUUUUUACUCGAAAAGGGUAUAUUAGUUUAUGGAAAGGGCCCUAAUGAAAUAAGUAAAGGAAAAAUCCACGGCACCGUCGAUAUUGGUUUGUCUGUGAUCACUACGAAAAGCAAGAGGCGACGUAUAGAUAUAGACGCGGAAGAAUUUAUUUAUCAUUUGAAAGCGAAAAGUGAGGAUGCUUUUACGAGCUGGGUACAACAACUCACUGCUCACCGGUUGUACAGACAACAUAUUUUGACGUAUGGAACGAACGUUGGGACGCUUUUUAAACCAGCCGAUGGGUUGCAUAGUAUACCGAGGACUCCUGAAAUAGUGAGUCGCGAUGGCAGCCUUACUCGAGGCUUGCAACCGCCAUCUAGUGGCGGCCGGCUCAGUUUAUGGCUCCAGGAAUCACUCUCUUCCCUUGAACAAUUUCAAAGAGAUACAACAAAUGUCGAACAAAACGUAACGAAAUUAUCGCGACUCUUGCAACAAAUCGAAGCUAGUGCUAUUUUGGGGACUGAGGUGGUUGAGGCACUCUCGCCCAAUAUUAAAAAAGAUAGGAGGAAGUUUGGUUUGAAGAAGAAAAAGUCGUCGAAAGGUGGCAGUGUUGAUCUAACAAUACAGUUCAGUGCAGCUAAUAAAUCAUCAGGAACCGAUGCUGACAACACUUCGCCACUAUCUGCGAAUUCUUUUUCAGCUCUUUCGACCUCUCCUCAGCAACUUGGAGUCAAUACCGUGGCCAGUUUGCCAGUGCCUAAUGCUUCAACAACUCCAACUCCUGAUAGUCUUAGUAAUGUAGAUGUUAUCUCCUUGUCAACGGAGAAUCAGCUUAGGGAAGAUUUCUUGUCGUUGGCAAAAACUGUUCUUGGUAGUCUUAAAACGUUAACUUUUGGCUUAAGUACCGAACGUGAGCGUCUUAAGUCAGCUCUAGAGUUAGAAGGAACCGUCAAUGUCAAUCAAAGUGUAGUUAAUUUAAGAAAUAAUCUAAACCAAGUUCUCCAGCAAAACACCGAACUGAAAAGUCGUCUGUUGCGAAUCCACGAAGCUUCAGACUUGACCGACUUGUCUUCGUUAGAGCAGCUCUCGGAAAACCAUCGUCCCUAUAACGCUUCGUUGAGCUAUAGUUCCUCGUGUGUGAGUGCAACCGAAUUUUUCGAUGCCGAAGAUUUACCGACUGAAAAAACCAUCCUGGAUACCGAAGAUCCAGACAUACAAGAAGAGGAAUCUGAGGUGCGUACACGUUCUGAAAGUAGUUCGGAGGCGGGCUCGCUCUCCAGCGGCGAAGGAAGCAUCAGUUCAGAGUCUGAACUCGGCACGGAGCUAAACACAGUCAAUAAUUCGCUAGAUUUGGCAGGGUCCCAGAGCCUGACCGGCCGCCGGACGGUCCUUCCUGCACCUCGUCCCCACACCGAAGGCCUCUCCCUAUGGAACCUCUUGAGCAGAAACAUCGGCAAAGACCUGUCCCAGAUAAGUAUGCCUGUGGCCCUCAACGAACCCCUCAAUGUCCUCCAGAGGCUGUGCGAAGAGCUCGAGUAUUCCGAAUUGUUGGACAAAGCGGCUUCUUUGGACGACCCGUACGAACGUAUGGUCCAAAUAGCCGCGUUUGCCGUUUCCGCCUAUGCCAGUACUCUUACCAGAGCCGGAAACAAGCCUUUCAAUCCUCUAUUAGGGGAGACGUAUGAGUGUACUCGAGAGGAUAAAGGGUUUAAGUUUUUGGCGGAACAAGUGUCGCAUCAUCCCCCCAUUAGCACUUGUUAUGCGAAAAGUAAUAAUUUCACGUUUUGGCAAGACGCAAGAGUUAAAACAAAAUUCUGGGGGAAAAGUAUGGAGUUUCAACCGCUGGGGAGUGUGCAUGUGCUGUUGCCCCGAACCGGGGAUUUAUACACGUGGAAUAAAGUCACAACUUGUGUCCAUAAUUUAUUCAGCGGGCAAAGAUGGGUCGAUCAGUAUGGAGAGUUGAGAGUUAGUAAUGGGCGAAUCACGUGCAAGUUGACUUUCAACAAGGCCAGCUAUUGGUCGGCGAAAAGACACGAGGUCGUGGGGGCCGUGUUCGACGAGUCGGGCAAGACGGUGCACCGUUUGUUUGGUAAGUGGUCAGAGUCGUUGUACUGUGGGGUCCCCCCAUCGGCUCGGUGCAUUUGGAGGGCCGGGAAUUUGCCCCCGAACCACGAGCGUUACUACGGAUUUACCCGAUUCGCAAUCGAGUUGAAUGAAUUGGGCCCCGAUGCGCAUUUGUUGCCGCCUACUGAUACUCGUUUCCGGCCUGACCAGAGGGCGCUGGAGGAGGGUGAUUUGAAUACGGCCGAAACCCUGAAAUUACAGUUGGAAAGUGCGCAGAGAGACCGUAGGAAGAGGAGGGAGGAGUUGAAUAUCAGGUAUGAGCCGCGAUGGUUCUCGAACCAGAAGGAUGAUAUGUGGGAGUACAAUGGGAAGUACUGGGAGAUGCGGAAAAAUCCCGGGUUUGCGAAUAUGCAGUUCGAGUCGUUGUGGUGACUGGCAAUACGCAAUUUGUAGGCUAAACCAGUGAUUUGCGUGCAAUUAUAGUGAUUUUAGUAUUUAAAUUGUUUCCUUAUGAAUGCCAUGCUUGUAUAAACCGGUCGUUUCAGAGUUACUAUUUUAUUUUUAAGCAAUAAGAGAUUUAAUGAUUAUAAUGGAAUGAAGUGUAGUGAUAUAUCCAUUAGUUUUUAGGUAGUGGCAUUUUAGUUACGUAGCUAAUGCAAAAAAUCAAUUGUGUAUUGGUAAGAAAAUAAAAAUUCCACUUUGAACUUUCCUAUCUAGUCACUAAUUAUUGUUCAAUAAGAUUAAAUAAUGUAUUGUUAUUGUUGUAACUUAAUAUUUAUUUUUAUGUUAAGAAAUGUAAUUUUUCUUUUAUUGUUUUUGAUGGAAAACAUAUAACAGCUACAUUGUUCAUAAAUUAAAGUGUCUUUUUCGGAUUCUUGUAGAAUUAGUUGGAUUUUUAUGUCAAUGAAGGGUGACAAUAAUCACUACAACGCCAAUUGUUUAAAGGAAGCUUCAUUUUUAAACAUGCGCAUUGCUUUCACAGGACCUAACUAGACGUUAUCAUUCAUUUUAAAUUCUGUUAUUUGUAAAAUGCUCUUUUAAAGGUGAAGGUUAAAUAAAAAUGUUAAACAUUACAAA
Messenger RNA from Tribolium castaneum (red flour beetle), 3966 nucleotides. RefSeq names its product oxysterol-binding protein-related protein 6. Gene Ontology annotation, molecular function: cholesterol binding. Lineage: Eukaryota; Metazoa; Arthropoda; Insecta; Coleoptera; Tenebrionidae. The record is from RefSeq and is a predicted model, not a curated record. Gene Ontology annotation, cellular component: cytosol; membrane; intracellular membrane-bounded organelle. The coding region runs from base 457 to 3321 and encodes 954 amino acids. The transcript has 11 exons.